Molecule: messenger RNA, 409 nt
Organism: Acanthoscelides obtectus
Lineage: Eukaryota; Metazoa; Arthropoda; Insecta; Coleoptera; Chrysomelidae
Source: the annotation of a GenBank genome assembly
AUUGGACUAUAUUAUGUAUUUCUACUUCGCAUUGUCGGCCAUUCUGUAAUCUAUGCCAAAUACUGCUUUACCUGUAUGUUGCUAGGAACAGCCGUACGUAAUGUUGAAAACCCCAUCCGGCAUAGUAGACAACGACCAGCUAGAAGGCUUCUGUAUCGAUUUGCUCAAAGAAAUCGCCACCAUAGUGGGUUUCGAAUACAAACUGACUCUAGUACCUGACGGAAAGUACGGUGCUUAUGACUACGAAACUGGAGAGUGGAACGGUAUGGUCAAGCAACUCAUAGAAAAGAAAGCCGAUUUAGCCGUGGGUUCCAUGACCAUCAAUUACGCCAGAGAGAGCGUCAUCGACUUCACCAAGCCCUUCAUGAACUUGGGUAUUAGCAUUCUUUUCAAAGUAAGUACAUAUUAA